Molecule: messenger RNA, 994 nt
Organism: Eimeria tenella
Lineage: Eukaryota; Apicomplexa; Conoidasida; Eucoccidiorida; Eimeriidae
Product: cell division protein 48, putative
Exons: 7
Biological process (GO): mitotic spindle disassembly; autophagosome maturation; retrograde protein transport, ER to cytosol
Cellular component (GO): VCP-NPL4-UFD1 AAA ATPase complex; cytosol; nucleus
Molecular function (GO): ATP hydrolysis activity; polyubiquitin modification-dependent protein binding; ATP binding
Source: RefSeq, a predicted model, not a curated record
AUGAGAUUGGAUGGAGAUGUUGAUAAGGAUUUGGAAUUUGCUCUUGUGGGAGAAGGAGCUGAAGUUUAUACUGGACAAGAAGGACUAGAUAGAGAGACGUUUGACUCUGCGAGCGAGGUCACCUACGACGACGUGGGGGGCCUUCGCCGCGAAGUGCAGCUGCUGCGCGAAUUCGUCGAGCUGCCCCUCCGCUUCCCCAGUGUCUUCAAACAGAUGGGCAUUUCGACGCCCCGCGGCGUUUUGCUGCACGGAGCUUCUGGAGUUGGCAAAACCCUUUUGGCCAAAGCAGUGGCCACAGAGUGUGGGGCCAACUUCCUCGUCGUCAACGGGCCAGAAAUCAUGUCCCGGAUGGCUGGGGAGACGGAGGCGAACCUGCGGCGAGUGUUUGAAGAAGCAGCAAACUUGUCUCCUUGUCUUCUUUUCAUUGAUGAAAUUGAUUCAAUUGCUGCCAAGCGAGAAAAGGCCCAGGGCGAACUCGAAAAGAGACUCGUCGCCCAGCUGCUGACUUUGAUGGACGGAAUUGGAGCUAACAAGAACGUCGUCGUUUUAGCUGCAACAAAUCGGCCCAACCAGCUGGACCCCGCUCUCCGCCGGUUUGGGCGUUUUGACCGGGAAAUUGAGGUGCCUGUGCCGGACGCUGCGGGCCGUUUGGAAAUUCUGAAGAAGAAGACACAGCGCAUGCGUUUAGCAGCAAAUGUGGACCUGCAGCGGCUAGCAGCAGAUGCCCACGGAUUUGUGGGCGCAGACCUCGAGCAGCUUUGCCUCGAAGCUGCGCUGCUGUGUCUUCGCCAGCAGCUGCAGCACAUCGACUUCGACAAAGACGCCGUCGACCCCCAGGUGCUGCAGCGGCUGGAGGUGGGGCAGCAGCACUUCGUGGCAGCCUUAGCUGCUGUUAAUCCCAGCGCGCUGCGGGAAAGACAUGUAGAAGUGCCCAAUGUGCGCUGGGGGGACAUCGGGGGGCUCGAGGAAGUCAAACGCGAACUCAAAGAAACAG